AUGCCGUCUGCCCACCAUAAACCGAACCUCUGUGGCUCUCUCUCCUUGCGUCCCACCUAAACAAAACCAAACACAAGCUAGAGCCUAAGAGCCAUGAGAAGCAUUGGCGGGAAGGGGACGGUUAGGCCAACCGUUUUUAUCUUCACCACACCACGACCUCCACUCUUGGCGCCAAAGCAAAGCCGUUAGAUUGUUGGUCACCAUCUCAAACCCAACUCGAUCGCCUCCUCCCCUCCCACCCAUUUUAUCCCUUGACGCUCAAAUCAGCCGCGCCCCCAAUGCCCCUCCCCCUUGACCGGCCACCACAAUGCGGCCGCCCUCGUCGUCGGCGACGCCCGGGACGGGCCGGGUGUCGGCGUUCACGAUGCGCGCGGUGGCGCGCAUGUCGAGGGCGCGGUGGUUCAUCUUCCUGAGGCGGGUGUACCAGUACCAGAACGGCCCGAGGUCCGACCUGGGCUCCAACCCCUUCAACUCGCCCGGCUGGCUCGCCCUCGAGCUCGGCGUGAUCAUGGCGCAGAUGGUCGUCACCACCGCCGUCGUCGCCACCUCCCCCAAGGAGCGCCCCGCGUGGCCGCUCCGGGUUUGGGUCGCCGCCUACAACGUGGGCAACGUGCUCAGCCUCCCCCUCCUCUACUGGCGCCACCGGCAUUCCUCCUCCGGCGCCCGCGGCGGCACGCUCUCCGACGAUCCCGAGAUGCACGGCGCCAACGACCCUCUAAGGAACAGGUCGUAUCUGAUGAACAAGGCACGGGCGUUCCUGGAGCUGUUCUUCGCGAUGUGGUUCGUGAUGGGCAACGUGUGGGUGUUCGACGCGCGGCUCGGGUCGUUCCACCGCGCGCCGAGGCUGUACGCGCUCUGCAUCGGCCUCCUCGCAUGGAACGCCGUCGUCUACUCGCUCCCAUUCCUCCUCUUCCUCCUGCUCUGCUGCUUCGUCCCGGCCGUCGGCUACGCGCUCGGGUACAACAUGAACUCCGCGUCCGUCGGCCGGGGCGCCUCCGACGAGCAGCUCGCCGCGCUGCCGCAGUGGCGGUUCAAGGAGCCGGCCGACGCGCCGAGAGACCGCGACCACGACGAUCAGGAGUGCUGCAUAUGCCUGGCUCAGUACAAGGAGAAGGAGGAGGUGAGGCAGCUGCCGUGCACGCACAUGUUCCACCUGAAAUGCGUGGACAGGUGGCUCAGGAUCAUCUCCUCUUGCCCUCUCUGCAAGCAAGAGCUCAGCUAGAAAAACAAGCUGACAUGAAUACGGAGCUACUGAUACCGCGCCUUCCGACGCAUGCGUCGCACCUCACGGAAGAAGAAAAAGAAAAGAAAAAAAAACCCUGGCACGCCAACCAUGCGUGCACUGACCUAGUUCGAUAUUGCUGAUGACGGCACGAUGAAUAUUUAUGCAUACACUUGCAUGUGAAAAAGAUAUGCUUGGAUUAAUUAGGCUAGGUAGACAAGCGGGAAAUGUGUAAAAGAGUUUUUUUGUGUGUGUGUGUGUGUGUGUGUUGUUUGCGGUGUUGUUGCAUCUCUCGAAUGUGGUCGAUCGAGAUGCGCGUGUACGUAGUUUUUUUCAGCAGAAACCAAACGAGAACAUAUACCAGGGUUUGCGCUCGUGCUCCAGCGAAUGCCAACCCAAAGGUAUUCGGCCC
Oryza sativa Japonica Group (Japanese rice) is the source of this 1634-nucleotide messenger RNA. Its product is annotated as E3 ubiquitin-protein ligase At4g11680. The record is from RefSeq and is a predicted model, not a curated record. Lineage: Eukaryota; Viridiplantae; Streptophyta; Magnoliopsida; Poales; Poaceae.